Messenger RNA from Magallana angulata, 1569 nucleotides. RefSeq lists its product as uncharacterized. The record is from RefSeq and is a predicted model, not a curated record. The coding region runs from base 154 to 1272 and encodes 372 amino acids. Lineage: Eukaryota; Metazoa; Mollusca; Bivalvia; Ostreida; Ostreidae. The transcript is spliced from 5 exons.
CAACAACCGUGACAGAUAGACGAUCCCGAUUUUGUUUACACCGGAGGUUAGACAAGACAGGUCGUUGCUAACGUUUUAACGUGGAUACUGGGAAUGAAACAGUGACUUUUGAGAAAUCCAGCUGAUUCGAAAUCUGAGACAGAAAUCAUAACGAUGUAUCAAAGAACGGGCCGACCUGAUCCGGGCUUAAUUUCAACAGCCAACUCUGUCCAAUCAGAGAUUCAGGAUCUAAUGCAGAGUGGGCAGUACUACUGCACCAACGAGUUGGCCAACGAACUGACGCGGAUCAACAAUGCCGUGGACCAUCUCAAACUGGACGGAAACAUCAUGUCUACCUCCGACAGCUUCAAGCGCUUCUACGACCCUAGAAACAGCGUACCCGAGGGUGUCAACCCAUCCAGUAACUUGGCCAAUGCCGCGGGGUUCAUCAGGGACCUGAAAUCUAAACUGCAUGUGAACUCACUGAGAGAUAAACAGGAGAACCAGGUCCGUGAGCUUCACCAGUGGGGUGUGAACAAUCUGAGGGGGAUACAGCAGGCCUUGGACACCUCUACAUACAAUGCCGCCGACCGUAUCAGACAGUUCGGGGAUUUUGUGGGGGUGACGGACAGAUACACUGGGUACCGUCACAACCUGACCCGGGGGUCACGAGAGCCGGUCAGGAUGGAGCCCAAGUGGGCGGACAGAACCCGCCAGACUGAGUACAUAAACACCCUCAACUCGACCCGCCCCUGGACAGCCUUUCAGACGAGGUCCACUCCCCCCUCCUCUGUGUAUUACGGAGAGCCUUCAGAGGCCCUACAGAACAGAGUCAGAUUCGGGUGCACAAUGCCAGCCAAACGCAACAUCAGAGGUUACCAGACCAUUGACAGCUUAUACCCACGCAGCAACACUUUCUACGUCGAACCGAGCGCCACACACAACAGCGGUCUGCAGGCCCUGAAGUCUAUGAACGCAUACAACGCCAGAACAAAGGACGACUCUAACAUUGGCAGAAUGAGCGCCACCAAGGGACCAGUAGCUCUCUCCGUGCAGGAACAGGCCGGGAUCAACACCACCUUCCCCGGCCGUACCGAGUACAUGCACAAGUACCAGACCCCACCUAUGGAUAUCCCCACCAGUGACUUUAACAUUAACCCCAAGCCGAAUUUCCUCUUGCACGGCCGCCCGCUAGGGGAGACAACCUACGAGAGGCACAGCACGGAGUACCAGACCCGCUACGAGUUCCCAGACAGCAACAAAAUUGUGCGCAUGCCCUGGCUACGGAAGUGAUCUCUCUGUGGAUUUUUCAUUUGUUGAACUUUUUUUCUCGAGUCUUUAAGCAAGUUUUCGAUGUGCCGAGAUAUUUAUUUUUUAAUAAAUUGAUAGCAUAAUGUAGAUUUAGUAAGACUAUUCUGAAGAAUUGGUUGGCUUUGUAAAGAUGACUCUAUUUUGUAACCAGAUAACUUGUGUUGUGUCCAAUCAUUGCCUACACUGAACCUCUGUAACUCACUCUGCUGUCCAUCAUACUGAAUUUAUCAGGGUUUAGCCCAAAACAAAACUAACAGAAAUAAAACAUGUUAAGUUUAA